This is a messenger RNA of Frieseomelitta varia, 2056 nucleotides long. Its product is annotated as mitogen-activated protein kinase p38b-like. The record is from RefSeq and is a predicted model, not a curated record. The transcript has 10 exons. Bases 290 to 1372 code for a protein of 360 amino acids. Gene Ontology annotation, molecular function: ATP binding; MAP kinase activity. Gene Ontology annotation, cellular component: cytoplasm; nucleus. Lineage: Eukaryota; Metazoa; Arthropoda; Insecta; Hymenoptera; Apidae. Gene Ontology annotation, biological process: intracellular signal transduction; protein phosphorylation.
CGAUCCCUUCGUCGUUGCAAACAGUUUCAGCACGCUAUCGAUCUUAAUACAGAAUCGACUUGGCGAGUGACUUCUACGAUGAUACGCGAUAGAUGCGGAUAUGUGUGGUGCGAUACUGUGGCGGAUGGUGUAGAUUUUUAACGCUCGGCUAAUUUGGAAAUGCGCGAAGUGUUCGUAAACUGCAGUACGAAACGUUAGCACGGAGCGUUUGACAGCGCAAAGGCUCAUUGUCCCACCUUGAGGUGUUCCGUCGCGAGCGGUGUGAUACGGUGAGAAAAUUGAAUGUAGCAUGCCGCAGUUUCACAAAGUCGAGAUAAACAGGACCGAAUGGGAGGUCCCGGAACGGUAUCAAAUGCUUACACCAGUAGGAUCAGGAGCCUACGGCCAAGUCUGUUCAGCGGUUGAUACAAGAACUGGACAGAAGGUAGCGAUAAAAAAGCUAGCCAGACCAUUUCAGUCAGCCGUACAUGCAAAACGCACGUACAGGGAACUUCGUAUGUUGAAACAUAUGAAUCACGAAAAUGUAAUCGGUUUGCUAGAUGUGUUUCAUCCAAAUUCUUCUCUAGAACAUUUUCAGCAAGUAUAUUUAGUUACGCAUCUGAUGGGUGCUGAUCUCAAUAAUAUUGUAAGAACACAAAAACUUUCGGACGAUCAUGUACAGUUUCUUGUUUAUCAAAUCCUUCGUGGUCUCAAAUAUAUUCAUUCUGCGGGUAUAAUACACAGGGAUUUGAAACCUUCUAACAUAGCGGUGAAUGAGGAUUGCGAGCUGAAAAUUUUGGACUUUGGAUUAGCCAGACCUACAGAAAAUGAAAUGACUGGCUAUGUUGCUACGAGAUGGUACAGAGCACCUGAAAUUAUGCUCAAUUGGAUGCAUUAUAAUCAAACAGUUGAUAUAUGGUCUGUUGGAUGUAUAAUGGCCGAACUUUUAACUGGGAGAACAUUAUUUCCAGGAACAGAUCACAUUGAUCACCUAACACGAGUUUUAGUACUCUGUGGUACACCCACAGAGGAAACUUUAAGCAAAAUUACCAGCCAAGAGGCAAGAAAUUACAUACAAAGUUUACCUCCGUUAAAAAAGAAGAAUUUCAAAGAAGUUUUUCGCGGGGCCAAUCCUUUAGCUAUAGAUUUACUUGAAUUAAUGUUAGAACUGGAUGCAGAGAAACGAAUUACAGCAGAAAAAGCUUUAGCUCAUCCAUAUCUGGCACAGUAUGCUGAUCCAACUGAUGAACCAGUAUCUUUCCCAUAUGAUCAGAGUUUUGAAGAUAUGGAUUUACCUGUUGAAAAAUGGAAAGAGCUUGUUUAUCAUGAAGUUAUAAAUUUUUUACCUCAACAAUUACCUACAAUAGUUCCGACGAUUGAGUCUACUUCGUAAGAUUACACCGAUAGUAUAAAUAACACAUAAGAUAAGUAAGAUAAUACAGUAAGAUAAUCUUAACGAUGAAUAAUUAUAAAAAAUACGUUAUAUACAAAGUGUAGUUCAUUGUAUAUAAUAUAGUGUUACAUAAGUAAUGUUAAUUAUACAAAUUUAUUGGUAUUUGAGUCAAAAUGUAUAUUUUUGUUAAUGACGUAACGAUACAAGAAAGUGCUAAUAUUUUUCACACCAAGCAUAAGUUUUAGAGUGUAAAGUCACCAAAUAUGUGACAAAUAUUUACAUUCAUGAUUUUGUAUGAAUGUUUCUGUUAUAUGUUCACGAGUUUCGAUACUUUGAAGCUACAAUUGAAAGCACGCGUUAAUAGUCUAAAAUUUUAUUCAGAAUCUGAAGCAAUAUUCUUUAUAAAAAAAAAAACCAAAAAACGAAGUACGUAAUAUAAAGGACAACAGUUCUCCAAUAAAAAUAAAUUCUUACCAGUAGCCUACGAAAUAGCUUCAAAGUAUUAGAUUUUGUUUCGUACGCUGUUGGUUCUAGUCUGCAACAGAGAACAUAAUGUAUCGAAUUUAUCGUUAAAAAUUCGUAUUUUACACACACAGAAGUAAUUUAAAAUAAUUUAAUCAGUAAUAUCCUGUUAUAAUGAUGCUUUUAACAACAAACGUGGCUGAAUAAAUUUUUUGAUCUUUG